CGCCGCUCCUCGCGCAUGCGCGGCCAUUGCGGCGGCUUCCGGCGGGCCCGAGGCGGCGGCGGGGCGGCCAUGGAGCGGUUCGGGCCGGGGCCCGUGAGCGCCGUGCCGGUGGCCGAGUUCAGGCCAAAUGAGGGUUCAUUAACAUCAACUUUAAGAACGCUUCUGUUCUUCACAGCUCUAAUGAUUACAUUACCCGUUGGGCUAUAUUUUUCAUCAAAGGCUUAUGUAUUUGAAGGUUCCUUGGGAAUGUCUGACAGAGACAGCUAUUUUUAUGCUGCCAUAGUUGCUGUAGUCACUGUCCAUGUGGUACUUGCUCUCUUUGUUUAUGUAGCCUGGAACGAGGGUUCACGGCAGUGGCGCGAAGGCAAACAGGACUAAAGUGAAGAUCAUCGGUGUCAGAUGUCCACAGAAUGUAAAUCAGGUUUUUUGUGAGCUGAAGGAAAAUCAUUCUUCCAAAUGUGUAAUACACAUGCACAAAGAGGAGGCUGGUGCCUCAGUUGUGGUUAAAAUAAGACUUGUGCUCAUCUUGACUGUGUAUUGGUGUUUUCUGUAAUGGUGAUGGAAGUUGUUCUUUAGCCAGCUUCUACUAUGUUGAGCUGAGGAGGCCUUAACUUGCAAUUAAAGUGGAAUAAUUAUAUAUUUUUUGAAAACUCCUGUAGCUAAUUUUGCCAUGCCUAGUAUUUUUCUGGCUUGCUCUGAAAAUAAUACUGGCAUGAAGCAAACAUUACAUUUUCAAGGAAUUAAUUUGCUGUUUAAAAAAGCUACAUUACUUACUAUGCAGCUACAGUAUAAAAGAUGGAAUUUCACUUUGCUGUGAAUAGUUUCCUGAUUUAUUUGUGUUGUGGUUUAACUCCAGCCAGGAAUUGAGCACCAUGCAGCUGCUCACUCACUGUGACCUCUCAGUGGGAUGAGUGGGGGAAUCAGGAAAGCAAAGUGAGAAAACUCAUGGGUCAGAAUUAAGACAGUUUAAUAGGUAAAACAAAAGCUGCACACGUAAGUGUGUUGGUUUUCAGUACAAAUUCAAACCAUAGCCCCAUGGUAGCUAUUAUGAAGAAAACUACCUCUAUCCCAGCCCAAACCAACACAGUGGGAUAGGUGUAAUUAAUCUAUUUCUGUGCUUAGAAGUAAUUUCAAAAACAGAAUUGUUUAGAAACUCAGGUGAUGUCUUUCUAAUGUGAAGUACAAUUUUUUUUCAAAUAUAUUUUUUAUUGCAGUGUAAAAUUUAAUCUUUAAUUUCAUUUUGGGAGGACUGGUAUCAUGCAUUGCUCAUCUUUCUCCUCUUCUGCAGUUUAUCCUGAUAAUGCAAAGGAAAGGGCAUAGCUUAUUUUUUGUAUGUCUUUAGACAGGUAUGUAUCUCCUUGAUAUUUGCUGAAGUGUGCAGUUAGAUUUCCUAUGGUAGAGCAGUGUCAGUAAUAGUCAUAAGCUGCUGUAAUGGCUGGAGGGGAAGGAGCAAGAGAAAACAAGCUGUCGUUGUCUGCAAAUGGUGUCCUUUUUGAAGCAGAGGACACAAAAAUGACCACAUGGAAAAUUGACUUCUCUUCAUAACUACUUACUUGUGCACUGUGAAAUGAUACAAUAUGAUGAUUGUUUUCUUUUUUCCUUGGUUGUGCAUAGAACUUCCUGUAGUCAAAGCUUAGUGAGAUUUUUGUGCUGUAAGAUAACAUGAAUUCAUUCCACUGUUGUGCUGUUGUUAGCAAGCUUUUUAAUCUCUGGCUAAAACAUUUUCCUAAAGUUCCAGCAAGGCAAACUUUCUUCACCCUGAUAAUGCCUGUUAAGCAGUUGUACUUGAGGUCAUUGUGUUAAUUUGAAUUUUACAGUUUUUUGUAUUAGUUUAGCCUUUCUUGGAAGGUUUUUGCUUAAUACGGGGCUUGGCAUGGUUUUGGUGCUGCAUGUGUCUGUGAUAAAACUUAAGUAUAAAUGAGGCAAAAAUUGGUUAUCUGUGCCCAGUGGCUUGAGAAUUGUGUCCCCAAGCCUCAUUCUUGUCUUGUCCACCCCAGUCCCAGGUGUGCACAAGCAUAUGCACCAUGGCACACUAAUGCAAAUCAGUUUUUACGCUUUGUUUCUGCCGUGUUACCUUUUCUCAUCCAGAUCCCCCUUGUCAGGUUGCUGCUGGCAAACUGGAGAAUCUUCUCAGAGUACUUGAAGUGCAAAGUUAGUUUGUACAUGGGCAUAUUGGAUUCCUGUUCUCCAGUGUAUGAAGUGUAUGUUGUGGAACAAAUACUGCCUUUUAAUAAAGACCUACCCUGCAAUACAAGACCUAGUAAACAAUAUGUGCUGAA
This is a messenger RNA of Vidua macroura (Pin-tailed whydah), 2279 nucleotides long. RefSeq names its product vacuolar ATPase assembly factor VMA21 (gene VMA21). The record is from RefSeq and is a predicted model, not a curated record. Bases 16 to 378 code for a protein of 120 amino acids. Gene Ontology annotation, biological process: vacuolar proton-transporting V-type ATPase complex assembly. Lineage: Eukaryota; Metazoa; Chordata; Aves; Passeriformes; Viduidae. Gene Ontology annotation, cellular component: endoplasmic reticulum membrane. The transcript has 3 exons.